CGUAGGUCACGCUGAGGGUUAUCUAAACAAGACAUGGCGGAGCAAGGACCGCAGAAGUCAGCCCUAACAGCGGCACAGAAACAACUUUUAACCCACCGAAAGCAACUCGAUUACUGGCAGCAAAAUGCGGGUCGAAUACGGCGGCGUAACCUCCUGACUGGCCUCACAAUUGGAGCGUUUGUCAUCUCAAUAUUCAGCUACACCAUUUAUUCUGUUAAACAGGAGAAGAUCAUGGAUGAAAUAGAUGAUGAAGCACGGAUCCAUUUCAUACAAGGGCCUCGCACUGGGGCAAACUCGUAGUCCCACUCAACAUGGGACUGUUCUGGAGGCUGAGACCGACAACUUGCAUCUACUGUGUUGAACUGCAGUACGCUCCAAGCCAAGGAGAAGUUUAAGAAUGAAGAAUAGGAAAAACAGUGAAUUCUUAAUAGUACAUAUAGACAAAUUAUUUAGUACAGUUAUUAAUACAGGAUGUAAAUAUUAAAACCCUUGUAGGGAAGUUGCACUGUCCAGACUCAUUAUUCAUUUUUUAAGAUUAUUUUGAGAGAUAAAAUUGUCCCGAUGCUGAUACAAGUUUGAUGGUGUAUGUAAACAAAAUAUGUUUCAUCUUAAUAUGUUAUCUACAUGUGAAGUAAACAUGUUCCAAUAAAUAUUAAGUUAACUGA
Messenger RNA from Boleophthalmus pectinirostris (great blue-spotted mudskipper), 665 nucleotides. Its product is annotated as cytochrome c oxidase assembly factor 3 homolog, mitochondrial. The transcript is spliced from 2 exons. NCBI's taxonomy places the organism in Eukaryota, Metazoa, Chordata, Actinopteri, Gobiiformes, Gobiidae. Gene Ontology annotation, cellular component: mitochondrial inner membrane. Bases 34 to 300 code for a protein of 88 amino acids. Gene Ontology annotation, biological process: mitochondrial respiratory chain complex IV assembly. The record is from RefSeq and is a predicted model, not a curated record.